AGUCGUAACUGGUCGAGGUCAUGAAUGUUGUUAAGAUAAAUGGCGUGAAGGUUUACAAUCUAACAGCGAAUCGUUCCCUUCCAGAAUGGGCCUCGAAGUCUGAAAAGCGUAAAAGGAAGUCAGAUAUGGAAUUAAGUCGGCGCAUUGAACUUAUUCAGGAAUUAGAAAUGCCCGAUUCAACCACUUAUUUAACUUGCUCACCAGAUGGUCAGUACUUGUUCGCUCUAGGACGUUAUAAACCUAGAGUCAAAUGUUACGAACUGUCAAAUCUUUCAAUGAAGUUUGAUCGAUGUCUUGACUGUAUGCCAUAUAAAAUGGUGUGCCUUAGUGACAACUACUCCAAGUUUGCCUUACUGGAGGAAGAAAGAUGGGUUGAAAUUCAUGCUGCUGGGGGACACCACUUCAAGUUUAGAGUUCCGAAACAAGGUGUGGAUUUGGAUUAUUGUCCUUACACGUGUGAUCUUUUUGUUGCCUCAUCUCGCAACCAUAUAUACCGAAUGGAUUUGUCCGAAGGUCGUUUCAAAACAUCUCUAGUCUCCCAACGUUUAGAAAACUCUAGUCAUGGAUUAACGGUAUGUAGCUUUGAGAGAAAUUAUGGUUUGUUGCUUGGUGCGUCGACAAUAGGGUGUGUUGAUGGUUGGGAUACUAGAACUUCUGAGCAUGUAUUUGGUCUGAACGUAUGUGAAUACGCGCCUACACCAGAAGAUAUCCAGAAUAAAUGGCGAUCAACUGCUGUAACUUGCCUGUCAUUUAAAGACUCGCUCAACGUCGCAAUAGGCACGGGAGACGGGAUGGUAUACAUAUACGACCUUCGUCAAAAUCGUAAGCCAUGGCACGUCCGGGACACAGAAUACAGGGAGCCUAUCAAAUCCAUUCAUUUUCAUGAUGACAAAGUGUUAGCAGCCCUGCGCUACUGCUGUAAAAUAUGGUCAGUGGAUACUGGCAAGAUAUUUGUUGGUUUCAAUAUUGGUCCUUCAGAUUGUAAUUCUAUGUAUCACUUUCCUAACAGUGGAUUACUCAUGUUUGCAUCAGAGUCUCCCAAGAUUUCUACCUACUUUAUCCCACUGCUUGGAGAGGCACCUUUCUGGUGCAGUUAUUUAGACAGUCUUGUGGUCGAAUGCGAACCAGAUGUUACAACUAUGUAUGACGGUUAUAAAUUCAUCACUCGUCAACAGUUAGCAGAUUUGGGAAUGUCAGAGCUCAUUGGAACUCAAUUUUUGAGAGCUUACAUGCAUGGAUAUUUCAUUUCUGCAAAUCUGUACAACAAAAUACAAGAUCAUCUGGGGAUUAAUCAGAAAUCCCUUACCCAAACAGUCAAGCUUAACUAUCCUGACAACGUACCUAAAACUUCAUCGCGUUCUGAAAAUAUAAUUGCAGAGUUUAACGAAGCCUCAGCCGACCAGCGCUUUUCCAAACUCUCAGAUAAUCCUAAGCUUACAUACAGUACUGUAGAUGGCGAUUCAGAUCUCAUACAAAUUCACCAAGCAAGAUUGGAAAAGAAGCGCAGGCGUAAAGAACUGCGGAAAGAACGAGCUGCUCGAACACAGGCUUUGGUUAAUAAAGCCUCUGAUGUGCAUGUAUAAACCUCAAAUGUUUUGUAUGUAAUUGUGUAAAUAAUCUCUGCAAUAAGUUAUGUUCUCAAAAUUUUUCCGUGUUAUUAGUUGUAUUUAGUUCGCCUCAUAUAUUUUUCAGCAUGAAUCGAGGUCGACGUCGUGGUGGCGGUCCGAACUUAUCAGGUCUUCGUGAUGGUGUGAAACGUCGUCUAUUUGAUCCCCACUCUGUUCCUACCAAACCUGAUCCUAAGUUCGAGGUCAGCCGUUUGAUACCUUUCUCCGUCCCUAAGGUUACGAUUAACUCAUCUUUAAGCGAUUCCAGCGCUAACAACAAUCCAGACGUAGUAAAAGAUGAUAUCGAUAGUUUACAGAUAAAUUUGGUAUGUAUAAAAUUGCUAGAUCACUUCCAUGUUCUUACAUGUAAUUGUAAAACCUCCAGUUGUUUGUCGGAUGUAAUAUUUAUGUUCACAUAUCAACAUGUGUUCUGUCAUUCGUGGAGUAGUUUGUUCUCGAUACGUGAAUUACUCAUCUUUGGUUCCUAGUCUCAUUGUUACAUGGUUGUAUGUUCCGUACCAACCUUAAAAUAAAUUUGUGCUCACAACUGUUAUUCAUAAGGAGAUAGUCUUCAGUUAUGUUAGCAAACAACAGUUCUCUUACCCUUUUGAUGAUUGCAGUUCGUAGUCAAAACUAAUUAACAACCUUCCUUUCAUUAGUAUUGUAUGAUGGUUAUGUUAUGACCUGGGAACUGCCUAUAUUUCAAUGUCAGAAUGCUUAAUGUCGGUGAUGUAAACAUUGGAAGGACCGAUAACACCAUGUGGGCUUUUAUCAUCAUUGCUGAAACUGCACGUAUUAUUCUUUGCCUGAGUAGUCCUUAAACAUACGUAUAAAGAAUUAAAAUGUCUUCAGAUUCAGAUGUCGGUUCUGGUUUAGCCCAUCAUUUUUAGAUCAAGAUUUAUCAUAUAACACGAAGAAAACUAUCUCUUAGUUUUAUGAAUAUCUUAGUUCAUAAUUCAGGGUGACCAUCCUCAGCAGUUCGCGUGUGCAAACUCUCAGAUAUUUGUGCUCGAGUGUGCUGUAUAUUUGCCAUAGACUUAAAAUCAUUGGUCUGUUUAGACAGUCAGAGUGGUUAGAUACUGGAUAAUUUUGGAACUAGUUUUAUACCUCCUGUUGAUCGCCACUAUUUAUUUUAGGAUUAUAGGGUGAACUGGUUGAUUUACUUAAGUUCUCAUUGUACCCAUUCGAUUGAAUCCAUUGUAAUUUGUUAGUGACCAAUGACUUAUCAGCAGAGAUGUAUAGGGCUUGGAUAUCUUUUAUGAGACGUCCCGGUAUAUCAGUGAAGAACUGAAUUUAGUGUAGAAGAGAAAUUUGGCAUUCAGAAUUAAAAUGGAUGAAAAAGUUACAAAUAACUUGUUUAGUAAUCAUGAGAAGCUUGCUGAGUUCAGGGGACGAACUAAAUGAGAAUGCUAUCAUCCACCAAAAGAGAUAACUGCUUGAGAUCUAUAGCAGUUGCACAGAGGUACCCGUAUGGGAUUUCAAUAUAUUUAGUAGAUUUAUAUGCAGUAAAAUCUUAGCUGCACUUAGUCUAAUUAGUGCUUGGUUAGAAUUUAACAGACGAUAGGACGUUAGGGAACGCUCACUGAUUAAUAUAGCUCAAAUGUAUCACUGCAGUAAACAAGUCAUCGCAAUGUAAAGGUAGUAGCUGUUUGUUGAGAAUCAGUGAUGUAAUUAAAUUAUACGGCAGUCCCUUUUAACUCAUAAAAACACUCCUUGGGGAACACUUGAUAGCAUUUCAACUGAUUUGCUACUUAAGUGAGAUUAAUUUAUCAGUCCUGGCUUGGCAUCAGUUCAUUAAGUAAUUAACAUCUUAUUUGAGUCUUAAGCAACGGCUCUAAAUCUGUUGCAGUGUAGUAUAUACAUAUUUCCUUUAUCUUGAAAUCCCAGAUCUUAAUAUUAUUCUGUACCUCCUGUUUCUCGACUUUACUUACUAUUUUCGAAUAAUCUUUCUACUGCCAUAAAGGCUACCAUUAUUUCUACGUCUCAUGCUAGUAGUUUCCUCUUCUACUGAUCUAAUGUAGUGCUUGAGCUAUACUGAUGCACAUUUAUGCUUGGUCAGUCAUUCUUUACUGAAUGACUAAUCUGUAUUUCGUAGUCCAUCAGUUUAGAUCUACCUAUGGAAUGCGUAGUCAAGAAAAUCAGUGCAUUAAGAUUUCUGGUUUUAAUCACACACUUUAACUAUUCUCAGGGUUAGGGAUGAACUAAUUAAGUCUUCUGCGAUGAUAAGACGCUGAAUGUUCCAUUGCCAUGUAAUAAUAACGUACUCACGACCAUCCAUAUACCUCAAUCAAUUUUUUUGAACUGCUCUCUUACUACGCAGACUAUGAGAAACAGGAAAAUGAUUUGGUUCAUCUGAUUCUGUGGUUAGUUGUUUGGUCAAUGUUUAUACUUUCUUAAGCGCCUGAUAGCAGUCGUAUAUAUUUCGAGUCCGGUCAUAUUUUGUCAGGACCUUGUACUUUUGAUACAGUUGUAUCCUGAAAUUGUUCUCUAUGGUAGGGUUUUGUUGUGCAUUAUUUUAACAUGUCGGAGGCUCUUUGCACAAAUACGUUUGAUUACGGUAUGUAGCUACCUUCUUAUCAUCGUUAAAAACCAAAAAUAAAGUUAGUCAGUUACUCUAUUACUUUUGAUAGGCCACUUUUCUGAGAUAACUUUUAAAGGAGUGCUUUAGUGUUGUUUUAUUACCCAUAUCCAUUUGUUUUCGAAUACGAGAAUGAUUUGAUGUUGCCGUAUGCUUGUACAUAUUCUUACCAUUGUGUGACAUGUUACUUAAGAUCGACUCAUGUACUCGGAACUAGAAACAAUAACAUUAGUGUAGAUAGUGUACGUCUACAAAACAUUGGUUUUCAUAUGGUAGAACCCACAAUAUCCAAGUACUAACGAAAACUCUUCGAUUUCCGUUACUAAGUGAUCCAUUUAACAGUUUGAUCCCUUAACUCACUCCAUACAGGGUCAAUUCCCAAUGCUCUCAACCACUAACAGUAUUCGAAUUCAUCCAUCUGUUUUGUACACAUGACAGUCUACCAAACGGCUGUUUCAACUAGUCUAGUCAGUAGUUGUGGAUGUUGAUAGUCGUUUUAUGAACACCUUUGGUGACAACCUUGUAUUUCAUAUGUAUAUAAAAGAACACUUCUAAAUAUUGCUUUAUGAUUAGACUUUGAUUACUUCUGUAUCAUACUUUCUUAUAAAUUCAGCUACAAACCCAAGACAUACUUUGUCCACAUUUAUAAAUCUUCAAAAAACCUCUGGAAUUCCUUGUUAACUGAAGACUUUUUGUGUUGAUUAGCUACGUAAAUAUCUCACUUAAAGUCGAGAUUAAAAGUUAAAGAAUAAGUGACUUUUAAUUGCUAGAAUUCUCUGACGUUCGUUUUCUAGGUAACUAUACUCAAAGGUUUAUGUAUUGGUGAGACUUUAAGGAACAGAGCAAAUUGUAACUAGAAAUUAGUAAACCUUCCGUAGAAGUGUACGCAUGUUUACUCGUGUAAGUACAAUAAUUUAGUUAUAGCGAGACCUUCGGAUUAUAGAUAUAUUUUAUGAUUGAAGUAUACAGUGACAAAUUCGAUAAUGCAUUUUGAAAUAUACUGUGUUAUAUAAAAUUUUGUCUUAUCUUGUUAAUUUAGUUUGAAAUAACGGCCAAAAUGGAAGCUGCAUUUCGUUCUGGUCCAUUUUAUCACUCAGUUCCAGAGCUAUCAGAAGGAAUCGAUGUAUCGUCUUUAUUAUCCAGUAACAGCUUAAAUCUCAGAAAAAAAUCACAAAAUAUGGUAUCUCUUUUACAUCUUCUGGUCUCUCAUGAAAUUAAUCAGUGGUCUGACGAAGAUAUGAACAUAAAAGAGCCUGAGGAUUUCUAUCCCAAAGAACUGAUUUCUCGAACCCGAAUCAAUUUAAAAAGUAAUAGGCGUGCCACGCGAAAAUCAAAAUUGGCUUCUCGACGUAGUAAGCAGAAUUACUGCGAUAUUGAUCAAGUUAUAACUGACAGUUUUAUCCAACAAGUCACUGAAACUCUCCCAGAAAAUGACGAAGAUGUAGAGAAAAUCGAUGUAAAUAAUAGUGAAAAUGAAGAUGCAGAUUCAGAAGAUGCUCGGUGGAAUGGUGAUGUUAAUCAAAAUGAUGAAAUUGAUGAACUUGAUGAUGAUGAAUUUGAUAAUGAUUAUUGUCAAGAAUAUUUCGACAAUGGUGAAAAAGAUUUUAGUGAUGAUGGUCUAGGUGGUGAUGAUGAUGGAGGAGGUGCUAAAUAUUAUGAAUAACAAAUUUCCUUAAAAAAGUUUUCUCUUUGUUUAUAUGAAACAAUUUAUUCUUUAUAUAUAGAUGCAUGUAAAAUAACACUACUUUCACAUUGCAUUAUUUCCAAAAGGUCAAUUACGAUUGUAUAUUUCUAGAUUUUUUCAUAUGUACCAUUUGUAAAAAUCAAAAGAGAUUUUCAAGAAAUCAUACAUUGACAAACUAUCUAUAUGAUUUUAUUUUUUUAGUCACAACAUGUCGUUAUCGACUUGUAUAACCUUAAUAUAUACUAAGUACUUUCUAGUGCAUUUCCAGGUGUGAUGGUUUCAAUAUUGGUUUUUAAGGACUAAACAUCAGGUAAUGUGCUACUUUUAGCAACAGUUAUGCAGUGAGUUUUGUGCUAGUUAAGAAUUUUGUAUUUUCAAUUCAUCUUUUUAUGCGAUCAAGUCCGGUGCUUUAAUACAACAAAAUGCGCACUACUCUUUUUAGCCCGUAUUUCAAUUACAUUACUUUAGUCUCUAAAUUAUACCACUAGGACUGCAUUUUUAAAACACUAGAUAUGAUUCAUUGUGAUAUGUGCACUUAUUAUAAGCAAGGGACAAUAAAGUGAAAUAAGUUAUUUAGUGGUAAUACUUGUACGAUUGGUAAUUUGGAAUGAAGAAUCUCGUCAUAGGCUUUCCACAAAGAGUAUGAGCGAAAUUGAUUCGGGACACACUUAUAACAAUGAAACUGUUCAUGAGUAUUUAUUACAAAUACUCAUUAUUUCACAGGAAACGAAUAUUUAUAUUUCAGAGGUUAUUGUAGUCUCUCAGCAAUUGUUUUAUGUUCAAAAUUAAAUUUAGAUAUUGGCUUCACAUAUAUAAAGCCGGUACUACUACUACUACUAGUAACAAUAAUAAUUAUUUAAAAACAUAAACAUUGGUACAAGAAGGCACCAAAUACACAUGCGCCACAAAUCAUCCGAUUUGUAUGAUGUCCGGUAGCCCAAAUCGAAGCAGGUUUCCAUUCAACCGAAGUUUAUAAAGUGCUUCACAUUCGUUUGCAAUCAAAUGUAUUCUGAAAAUAUUUAAUGUUUUUCAAAUAAGUAUAAAGCAUACCCGUAAAUAUAAUCAAUUUCCUCUCAAACAUGUUACUACUUCGUUCGAUUGAUGUUCUCCUAUCAACUAUGUACCAGUAAAAUGUUACAAUUGUAUAAGCUGAACUUUAUUAACGAAAAUUUAGGGUAAAAUCACAGUAAAUAAGCGUAUUCUUCUAUUUCGAGAUAAUAUAGCUGAAAAUUUUAUUUUCAUGAAGGGGAAUUAAGUUAACUACGCUUCCUAUC
Molecule: messenger RNA, 7143 nt
Organism: Schistosoma haematobium
Lineage: Eukaryota; Metazoa; Platyhelminthes; Trematoda; Strigeidida; Schistosomatidae
Gene: NOL10
Product: Nucleolar protein 10
Exons: 3
Coding region: 21-1583 (520 amino acids)
Biological process (GO): maturation of SSU-rRNA from tricistronic rRNA transcript (SSU-rRNA, 5.8S rRNA, LSU-rRNA)
Cellular component (GO): nucleolus; small-subunit processome; 90S preribosome
Molecular function (GO): protein binding
Source: RefSeq, a predicted model, not a curated record